Molecule: messenger RNA, 498 nt
Organism: Parathielavia appendiculata
Lineage: Eukaryota; Fungi; Ascomycota; Sordariomycetes; Sordariales; Chaetomiaceae
Exons: 1
Biological process (GO): regulation of DNA-templated transcription
Molecular function (GO): zinc ion binding; DNA-binding transcription factor activity, RNA polymerase II-specific
Source: RefSeq, a predicted model, not a curated record
GCCAUGGCCUCGGAGCAGCCUCUUGCUGAACCGCCGCCGCCGCCGUCGCCUCCGCGGGGCUCCGUGCCCGAACCGGCGGUGAUGAAACUGACGCGCGGCCAUUCCUGCGUCUUGUGCCAGCAGCGAAAAGUCCGCUGCGACAAACAAAAGCCCUGUGCCAACUGUGUCAAGGCCCAGGUCGAGUGUCGCGUCGUGCCCCCACAACCGCCCCGGCGCAGGAAGAAGAAGCCGCAGGAGCGCGACCUGCUGGAACGCCUGCGCAAGUAUGAGUCGCUGCUGUCUCAGGCUGGCGUCAACUUCGAGCCUAUCGCCCAUGAACUCAAGCCUUCGGAUCACGGAGACGACGUCACCGACCUGGAGCAGGAUCUUAGCGGGCUUAAGACGUCGCCUCCGAGCUCCAACGACCAUGUCUCUCCAGAUCAGGGUCAUGACAAGUCAGUUUCGGUUCCAUUCACCCAUGAGACUCGCAUGCUCUCUUCAUCUACCGAUCACGGCUGA